Aspergillus nomiae NRRL 13137 is the source of this 1928-nucleotide messenger RNA. It is a transcript of the gene flbB, whose product is annotated as protein flbB. Bases 378 to 1655 code for a protein of 425 amino acids. The record is from RefSeq and is a predicted model, not a curated record. Gene Ontology annotation, molecular function: transcription cis-regulatory region binding; DNA-binding transcription activator activity, RNA polymerase II-specific. NCBI's taxonomy places the organism in Eukaryota, Fungi, Ascomycota, Eurotiomycetes, Eurotiales, Aspergillaceae. Gene Ontology annotation, cellular component: RNA polymerase II transcription regulator complex. The transcript has 6 exons.
GACGGACGGUACCUUGUCCCACUUCCUCUCUGUUUGUGCGUCUCGAUUUCUUACGCUUCUUCCUUCCCCCCACAUCCCUUUUAGAGCUCUCAUUACUCCGUACCUUUACAUCUCCCCUCUAUCGUCAUUUCAUGGUGUGAGUAGGACUCCCAGGGCGAUACCUCGUGUCUAAACUCAAUUCACAGUCGAACUCCUCGGGGGGAAGCAACCCGGAUAGAUGCUGACAACGGUCGCAGAUGUUCAUGGCCGUCAUAAUAAUAACCUAGCCUCUAGACUCAUCCAGAUCCUAAUCCACUGGACCCGUCCGUUCCUUUCUACCAUCUUCACGCCGGUCGCAUUCCACAUAACUUUUCUCUUCACACAUUCUCCCAACCAACAUGGCUUCCCUGAAUGACGGAGUCUUGCCUUUGGAGGUAGAAGCGUUGAAUCGACAAAAUGAUGAACUCAAUGGCCGACAAUCACAGGGCAGUUUAAUGAAAGCGUCCAUGGGAACAGAAUGGUUUAAGUUUUUCGGAGGUGGACAAAAAAAAGUUACACGAGAUGGUCAACCAGCAAAACGACGGGGCCCAAAACCGGAUAGCAAGCCGGCCCUUACCAGGCGCCAGGAAUUAAAUCGUCAGGCGCAAAGGACACAUCGCGAACGCAAGGAACAGUAUAUGCGAGCGCUAGAGACUGAAGUCUCACGAUUACGAGAGGCCUACACACAAGAGAUAUCCGCGGCGAAUUUGACCGUCCACCAACAUCGAGAGAUGGUUCGGUCAUUAUCGGAAGAGAACAAUAUAUUGAAAGAAAUUCUAGCCGCACAUGGCAUCAGCUAUGAGGCGGAAGUGGAACGUCGCAAGGCGGAACGCACAAGUCCAACAAACGCAACAUACCAGUCUAGUCCUUUUGCCAGCAGUGUUGGAUCGCAGCCUGCAGCUGUCGCGCAGUCAGCUCCAUCAACUCAGCACGCUUACACGACGCCACCCACGACCAUCUCAGCCACAUCUUCUAGUUUAAGCCCUAUUGUAAACGGGAUAGAGCACAUCGACGUCUCACAAACCCAAGAGUUAUCACCUCACCAAAAUUGCAAUGCUGCUCCCUGCGAUGCCUUAGCCACUCUUGACCGGAUAGCACCAGCAAGUCGUCAGCCUAAUCAGCCGGCGGGUAUCUUUGAAAAUGAUCCGCAGCUGCAAAUCGACUUUAUUUUGACGUUGGAAUCACCAUGUCGCGAACAUACCGACUAUCUCUGUCGACGAUCUAUUACGGAGGCCGAUGAUGAAGAUAUGCCUUUCUCUGGACACGCAUUGAUGGCUUCCUGUCCGCCACCCAGUUAUAUUGCCAACACAACCCAUGAACAAGCCUACCCACAUCAGACAUAUAAUCUUCCACAUGCCAAUCUGACAACACUGCUCAACCUGAGUCGACAGCUUGUGACCGAUGGCCAAAUUACACCAAUCAUGGCCCUUCAAUGUUUGAAAAACCAUGAAAUGUAUCGCUCGUUGACCAGAGAUGACAUAAGGAUUAUAAUCGACACGCUCAACACCAAAGUCAGGUGUUAUGGUUUUGGAGCGGUGGUGGAAGACUUCGAGCUCAUGGACUGUCUGAGCAGUGUCAUCGGGACCAGGGUCGAGUUGGGAUUCUCCCGCGCCGGAGAUGAGACGCUGUAUUCAUGAUACCAUGACAUGAGUUAAUAGUUCUUUUACCCCUGACUUGGGGUGGGGGGUGCAUAUAGAAGCUCCGGAGCGUUGUUUUCUUUCGGCUAUAGGUGGCUGAUGCAUUGGUGUGGAAUCCUGGUGUAUAUCAUUCUUCUGUUGUUUGUUACUCGGCGUUGGCUGAGAAUUUUCUUCUCGCUUCAUCUUUGUAAUAUUUUGGUCAUGAAAAAUGGCAGGUGUUUUUCUAUAGCUGAACAUGACUGUGUGGCAUGUUAGGCAGUGCAGUGCUCUGGG